GAUAGAUAUAUGCUGGAGUACACGACCUCCCUUUCCAACGCCCGCCGCUUUCCUCUCCUUCCUUCCUUCCAGUCUACUCCUCCUCAUCUCCCCCCUCCCAAAAAAACUCGAGAAAUCGCAGGUAGAUUUGCGCGGAGGGGGCACGCCGACGUCGCAUCCAUGGCCGCCGCCGCGUUCUCCAUCAGGGGAUACGCGGCGAGCAUGAGGGGUGAGGCGGCGGCGGAGGGUCGGCGUCCCUUGGGCAUCGAACAUCUCCCGGCUAUAGAGGCGCCGAGGUUUCGGUGGUGGGCGGACGAGUUGGCCUCCGCCAUGGCUACUGCUGCUGCGUCGGCGGCGGCAGUGGCGCCGUCCCCGAGGAGGUCGCCAGGGAAGGCGAAGCCUCCGAAGAAGAGGUCCAUCUCUGACCUCUUCGCCUCGGCGCCCCCCUUGGACGUGUCCCCCGCCGGUGAUAGCGGAUGCAACGCGCAAACGGAGGUCGACGGCGACGAGGCGCUGUGCGCGAUCGUGAGGAGGGCCAAGAAGGAGAGGAAGCGGAAGAAGAGACUGCGGGAGGAGGCGGCAGCGGCUGUCGCGCCGGAGUGCAGCGGAGGGCGAGAUCCGGAGGGGAGUUUCGCGGCCACAAAGGAGGGGCUUGAGAAUCCAAAUUUACCUGAUGGACUGGAUGCUUCCACAUCACAGAAACUUAAGUCUUCACAAUAUCACAGAAUAGAGGGAGAAAAUAUAUCUGGGAGAAGGAAGAAGGGGAAGAUCAACAAUGCAAAGAAGGCUGAGUGCAUUGACAACAGUAAAGCUUGCAAAGUGGGAAAAUUACGAGUUCUAGGAAAAUCUCUCCCUAGGCAGGGCAUUCUGAAGUACACAGAGCACACAUCUGUCAAAAUGGCCAAUGAGAAACAUGUCAAUUCAGAAGGCAAUGAAGUAAUAGAACUAUGCUGCAAAUCAGUGAAGCGUGUCAAAUUCUCAGAAGCAGAUGGUGUAAUUGGGAGUAAGAUGCAGAGUUGUGAGCUACCCAAACGACAAACUCUCUGCAAACUGCUCUCGGGUGUUAUGGCUUCACUGUCAUCCUCGUCGUCAUCAUCAUCAUCAUCAUCAUCAUCAUCAUCAUCAUCAUCAUCAUCAUCAUCAUCAUCAUCAUCAUCCGCGUCUAUUGAAGGAGACAAAUGGGUAACUGCCGAAAGUAGUAGUUCUGACAUGCCCAAGGAAGCCUUUAGUAAGACUAAAGAUACAAAUAAGCAUUGCGAUAAUCUGGACUCUGCUGAGCCUAGUAACAGAGAGAUGUCUGCUCCAUUCAUUGAUCUGAAUAUGACACCACCAGAAUGUAUUGAUGUGGACAGCACCUAUGAUUCAAAUUUAGAGGUGCCCAAUCUUGAGCAUCCACAUGAUGAAACUUUAAGUUCUGAUGCUGAAUUGAUUGCUGGUGGAGAAAACUUGAUGAAUUUGUCUUUUGGUUCACAGGGACCGGAAAGCCAACCACCUGUUGCUGACCUUGAUAAAAUAAAGAGUUCAAGAUCGGCAGGCACAUUUUUGGAUGGUGAGCGAAUCAUUAUUUCUGACAUAGUUGCUGUUGGUUCUCCAUUGAACUUAAGAGAACACCGCGAGACUCGUCGUGGUUACAGUAAUGUUUCAGUAAAAGAUACCAUGACUACGAGUACAUCUCCUUGUGCAUUGCCAGACCAUACAUUUCAGGACUCAUUUCAGCAGCACAAGACUUGGUUCUCCAGCAAUCUGAAUAAUGUUGGCUCCCAGCUUUCUCGUGAAUGUAAUGUGUUUCGCAGCAAGGAGUUAUAUUCUAGUUCUGAGUUGAACGUGCAGCACCAGUGCAGUCCUUCUACGGGACAGACAGUUCGUUUGAUGGGUAAAGAUCUUACAAUUUGCGCAACCAGAGGUGAACCGUUUGCUGAGACUGCACAGAAAUAUACAGGUACUUCCACCAAUGAGUAUCUUAAGACAAAUGUGUUAUUGCCACAAGGACAGCCUUUUUUCUCUUUGCAAGCUGAAAGUUUCCCCAAUGUUGCAGUAAAUUCUACCAGUGCAACUCAAGCUUCAACAUAUCAUGCAAGCACAAGUCAGGCACAUUUUGGGUACAGGACUCCACAUGGUUCCAGUCAACCGUUUCCUGCAGCAAAUUUAUUUUCUGGAGAUCAAUUGCCAUAUGAAAACAGGUAUGGGGAUUUUUCAAACUCGCGGACCAACCAGACUUUUCUAUUGGGGUGUUCACCUCUUCCCAAUCAUAGCAGUGCAGUCUUCCAUCAGAAUAGGCCGCGUCCUUGGCGUUAUUUCUCUGAUCCUAUCGCUGUGGAAGAAACGGCUGCUGCACCAUUUUUGCCUAUGACCGGACAGCAUAGGACACCACCUUCAGUGUUCCAUACCAAUUUGCCUCGGCAACAUGUUGGGCAUUCAGCAAGGUCGUCAGUUUGCCCUCUUAACUCUGUGAGUUAUACGCUCAGCCAUCCAGGCCGGGUAGUUCAAGAAGUUUCCAACAGCACAAGAGAUACAGCCCUUCCGUCCAGAAAUACAGAGAACCAAACGACGAGAGCUGUUCCUGACAAUUGCAAUGCUUCGUCUAGUUGUCGCAGUGUGCAGAAGAGAUCAGGACCGGUGAAGCUCACUCCUGGCGCGAAACAUAUACUGGUGCCAAGCGAUAGCACGCAUGGCGAUUCUAUGCCUGUGUACUCAUGUUUAUCCUUCGGGAGUAGGAGCGGAAAUGCUGCAGGGUCUCAGAACAAAGGACCAUGAUAGACUUUCUGUAAGCGAGCCUUCAGAAGUUGGAGCCUUUUGAAAAAUGCUUCUAUAAAUCUAGAGUGACUAUCAUGUACGAAUAGUUGCCAUACUUUUUCUUGCUUUAUUUGCUUGCUUGGUAGUUAUUUUCUCAGCUGAACCUGUAUCCAUGGCUGGUGUAUCCCAAAAGCAUGCACUCUGAUAUUUUCUGUAUUCCUCUGAAUCUAAAUGAUUUCUGGUA
Hordeum vulgare subsp. vulgare (domesticated barley) is the source of this 2956-nucleotide messenger RNA. Its product is annotated as serine-rich adhesin for platelets-like. The coding region runs from base 10 to 2733 and encodes 907 amino acids. The transcript is spliced from 3 exons. Lineage: Eukaryota; Viridiplantae; Streptophyta; Magnoliopsida; Poales; Poaceae. The record is from RefSeq and is a predicted model, not a curated record.